AUGGCGUCGUCCGCGCGUCCCGCGCUCGCCGUGGCGCCGCGCGCCGCGGCGAUCGUGGGGCGGUCCACCGAAGAACGCGUCGAACGUGGAAGAUCUCGGAACACCGGAUCCUCCUCGUCGUCGCGCGUCCGCGUCGUCCUCCCCGCGGGCGCGCGCCGCGCGUCGUCGCGUCUCCGCGCCUUCGCGGACGACGGGACGUACAUCGGCGGCGACCCCGAGCCCGUGGAGAACGUCGGCCUCGGCCUCACGGACGCCGAAAUCGCGGCGGUGCUCGCGUCCGCGGACGAGAACGUCCUCACGACCGCGCUGUCCAGGAGCAUCGCGGUGGAGGACUACGCGUUCGCGGCGAAGCUCAGCGCGCGGCUCAAGGAGCUGCAAGGCACCGCGGACGAGCCCGCGGGUGAGAUCCUGGACUGGCGCGCGCUCGGGAUGAUGGAGUGGGUCGCCGAUCGCGCCGAGUCGCUCGGAUUCCGAUACCCGACGGCGGUGCAGCGACGCGCGUCGAUCGCGUUCCGCAAGAAGAAAGACGUCGUCAUCCAGGCGCAGACCGGGAGCGGAAAGACGCUCGCGUACCUGCUCCCCGCGAUAGACAACAUGGACUUCACCGCGCGAAGGAUGCUGCAGAUCUUAGUCGUCGUCCCGUCGAGGGAGCUCACGAUCCAGACGGUGAUGCUCGCGUUUCGAAUGUUCGGCGGCAACGUCAACGUCGGCGUCCCGGGGGACCCGGGGAACAUAUUCAACUACAAAGGCCCGAAGGGGAUCUCCGCCGUGGGUGUGUUCGAGGAGUCGCACGCGGAGAUGGAAGGGUUCGCGGACGUCGCGGAGAUCGUCGUCGGGACCCCCGAGCUUCUGUGCCGGAUGAAACUCUCCGGGAAGCUCGAGGUGGAUCUCGCGUCGACGAUCAUCGUGGACGAGGCGGACCAGCUGUUCGAGCAGUACCCGGGCGAGAUGGCGGCGCUGUUGAAACCGAGCCCGUACCCGCUCGUGAUGGAGGACCGUCAGGUUGUCCUGUGCGGCGUGAACGUCCCGCAAGAGGUCAUCUCGACGUGCAAGGAGAAAGCUUUGAUGAAGACCAAGCCGCUCGUCGUGUCCAUGGGGAACCCCGGAAGAGUCCCGUCGUCGGUCUCGCACCGGCGGCUCGUCGUCCCGAGAAUGCGCAAGCUCGUCGCGCUCGCGAGGCAGAUUCGCAGGGACGUGAGGAUCGCGGGCGAGGACGCGCCGCCGCCGCGGACGAUCGUGUUCGUGCCCUCGGCGGAAGCCGCCAUGGCGGCGGCGAAACCGCUGCGUAAGUCUCUGUGGGGGAAGCACAAGCUCGCGGUGCUCCUGCCGGACGGCAAGGAGGCGAUCAGGGUCAUGCAAGACUUCAAGAACCAGCUCACGACGAUCUUGCUGUGCACCCCCGAGGUCGAGCGCGGGCUGGACAUGCCCGGGGUUGAUUUCGUGUACAGCCUCGACGCGCCGUCGUCCACCGCGAGUUAUUUACACCGCGCCGGGCGGUGCAGGCGCAUCGGAUCGACCACGAACGGCGUCGUGACGACCGUGUGCACUUCGGAGGAGGAGUACGUCGUCGACCAGAUCAUGCUCGACCUCGAGAUCGCGAACUGGGAGACGUUGGAGGAGGAGAAGAACGCGCCGAGCGUGGACAAAGCCGCGGCGGCGGCGGCGGCGCAGAUGGCGAGGGACAACGACGGCGACGGCGACGGCGAGGAGGGGGGAUACGGCGACGAAGGCGACGGCGCGAUCGCGGAGGAAGAGCGGGCGCUCACCGCGGGCGCGCUGAACGAUCUGUUUUACCUCGUGGACGCGCGCGCGGAGGGUGUGAACAUGCUGGAGGAUCUUUUCAACGCCCCCGACGCGAGCAAGGAGGAGUCGUACGACGUGGGGGAAGACCCGGAGGAGGAGGCCGAGAGCGAACGUCUGCGCGCGAAGAUGGACGACAUCAAGAAGCUCUUCAGCGCGGACAUCGACGACGAGGACAUCGGGUACGGACGCGCGACGGAGGACGCGGCGCCCGCGGCGUCGGCGGAGGACGAGCGCGGCGCCUCUUCGUGGGGUCGGGUCGCCGAGGACGAGAGCGGCGACGGCGAGGGCGAGAGCGUCGUCGGCGAGGUGAUGCCGGUGUGGGAGGCGCACAAGUCCCCGGACGGGUACACGUACUACUACAACACGGUCACCGGGAACACGACGUGGGAUAAGCCCGCGGGGUUCGACGAGGAUAAGCCCACGGGGUUCGGCGAGUGGUAGAGUUAAUACAGAUUAACAGAAACCAAAUCAUUCGCCCUCUCGCCUCCCUUUUCGCGAGAAGUACACAAACGUACUCGUACUCGUACAGUAGUGUAGGGCUACUGUACCUUCAUAGUACUUUCGUACUUUCGUACGAAAGUACUUUCGUACUAUGCUAUCAGAUACCUUCGGUAACAACUUACCUUCGUAUACAUGAUCGGGCGUGGAAAGGCCUUCGCGAUCGCUAGUACGAGGAUUCCUUCCGCGACCGCACGCGUCGCACGUCCAUCAACGCACCCGCGAAGCGUUGGUGUUCUGGCGCGAGGUCCUCGAACUGUCGAUCCUCGUUCUCGUCCGGCGUGAACAUCGUCUGCGGCGGCGCAGACGCGUACGCCGGCGCGGAGAUCAGCCUCGGUCGCUGCGUCUGCGCCGGCGCGACCUUGUUCCCGACGGGCGCCGGGGCGUGCUCUGCGCCUUCUUUGUCCCGGUACGUGCUCUUCACGCCGCAGCACUGCAUGAUGAAUAACGGCGCGAGCGUGAUGAAGACCAUGACGACGAGCUCCGCGUUCCCGAACGCCAUGCCGAGAACCUCGAGGAGGGGCAUCGCGACUUCCCGCGAGCACGCCUGCGGGGUCAUCGCUUUCACCCACGCGCACAAGUUGUCUUCGCCGAGCUCGUCGUAAAUCUGCGUGAACA
Micromonas pusilla CCMP1545 is the source of this 2919-nucleotide messenger RNA. RefSeq names its product DEAD/DEAH box helicase. Gene Ontology annotation, cellular component: mitochondrion. Gene Ontology annotation, molecular function: nucleic acid binding; ATP binding; protein binding. The transcript has a single exon. Bases 1 to 2244 code for a protein of 747 amino acids. The record is from RefSeq and is a predicted model, not a curated record. Gene Ontology annotation, biological process: mitochondrial large ribosomal subunit assembly. Lineage: Eukaryota; Viridiplantae; Chlorophyta; Mamiellophyceae; Mamiellales; Mamiellaceae.